UCCCAUUUAUUCCGUGCUGAUCAAUUAAAUUGUCGUGUUCUAUUUAAAAGCACGCUUGAAUUCCAACUGGUAUACAUUAAACGUGGCGUAUUCAACCAAGAAAGUAAAAUGAUAAUCUUGCUGUUCUGUGCAUAUUUUUGCUCAUUUGUACUCACUUCAAAUGGACUGGAAUCCAAUCCUUGUGACUGCACAAAUCCGGUGUACACGGACCAACCGACAAAUAUAGUUCACUGUUAUUCCAAAACCAAAUUCUACGAUCAAGUGCACGCAAAUUUCGCCAUUGUAAAUAGUUUUCUAGAUCAAGCGUCGGCAAAGGCCUGCAAUUAUACCGUGUACCGAAACAUUGUGGCUAAAAUGAAGAACUCAAUAUUGCACAUUAUCGACGCAUAUUUCGAAUGCAAAGAAUGCGAUUGCGUAGAAGCCAUCAUGAGCGCUCGUCAGGAGUACGUCAACACCGUAUCAACGCUAUUCGCUCCAUCUUUGGCAUGCUCCUAUGUAACCUGGGAACCCGAAUGCUCUGUUAAUAUUAAACAUGCCACGUACUUUAGCUGUGAAAAUAUUUUGACUACAUUGAUUGGAUGUGCUAACCUUAAGUCAGCAUGCCAACGUCCAAACAUAAGACUUCUAUUCUCUGAGCUACUUUCGAAGAAGACUGUCGACUGUAAUUGCGUGAAGAUAGAUCAACGACCCAUUCCUGUUAGCGAAGAACAGUGCUACUCUCCGGAAUACAUUUCCUCUGUGAAAAAGUUCAUCACCGACAAUUUCGAUCGAGUGAAAGAGACGUAUCACAAUGCCAGCAUAGCCAAUCCACAAUGCGACUAUACAGAAUUCGUGAAGGAUGUGACAGAUCUAGGAGAAAAAACCAUUCAAUGGCCAAACAUUCUUCAACAAGAGUAUCCCACAUUCGAAGAAAUAAAAUCUUUUUUGGAGCAAUUGAGAAUCGCAUCUAAGCAAAUCAACGAAAAGAUUCGUGCGUACAUUAUAAAUGAGACGAAAAGUUGUUAUUUUGCCCCAAGACAAUUGCGACAGUCGGUACUGACAAUAUCCAAUUACGCUCUUCAAAUUUUAACCAAAUGUGUAACGUACCGAGAUCCAAACAAUUCUUUUUGCUAAUCGAAAUGGCCACCCACGACAUUAUUUCGAUAAUAAAGGAACCUUUUCUUACAAAAAAAAAA
Messenger RNA from Bradysia coprophila, 1175 nucleotides. RefSeq names its product sorting nexin-2-like. The record is from RefSeq and is a predicted model, not a curated record. Gene Ontology annotation, molecular function: phosphatidylinositol binding. Gene Ontology annotation, cellular component: endosome; endosome membrane. Gene Ontology annotation, biological process: early endosome to Golgi transport. Lineage: Eukaryota; Metazoa; Arthropoda; Insecta; Diptera; Sciaridae.